Triplophysa rosa is the source of this 2394-nucleotide messenger RNA. RefSeq names its product GRAM domain-containing protein 2B. The transcript has 12 exons. NCBI's taxonomy places the organism in Eukaryota, Metazoa, Chordata, Actinopteri, Cypriniformes, Nemacheilidae. The coding region runs from base 52 to 984 and encodes 310 amino acids. The record is from RefSeq and is a predicted model, not a curated record.
AGAUGAUGAGAUGUGUUUGUGUGAAGAAGUGACACACGUGUAAGGAGCAUCAUGAGCAGAAAAGCACACAGGAGGUUUUCUCUGGACAGUUCAGGAAAUCAUCUGGAUAUCAAUGCAGUCUCAGUCAAGUUCAAAAGCAGCAUGUUGAGAAGAUCUUCAGAGGGAAAAUCCUUUCAGAAUCCUGAGGAAUCACACCUGGAUGUUCUGGAUCACAACAGCCGAUCUACAGCUAUAGAGGAGGAGACUUUGGAUCGGCCUGAUGGACUUUUGCUUCGUAAGAGCUUGAAGAACCACUACAAAACCUUUCAUAAACUCUUCCCUGAAAUCCCAGAGACAGAAGACCUGAAGCAUGUGUUUACCUGUGCUCUGCAAAAAGAAGUGAUUUACCACGGUAAAAUGUAUGUGUUGCAACAUCACGUGUGCUUUCACUCCUCUGUGCUGCUUAAAGAGACCAAGGUUGUGAUUGUCAUGUCCAGUAUUCAGAACAUUAAGAAGAAAAACACAGCAAAGAUCGUGCCGAACGCUAUCGCUGUCUUCACAGAUGUGCAGAAGUACCUGUUUGUGUCGCUGAGAAAUAGAGAAGUGUGUUUUAAGCUCCUGGUGUCGCUGUGCACCCAACUGCAGAGUGAGAAGAUCAGCCAUGACCUGAAGACGGAAAACCAGCACGACACCACCACUGACACGAUCUCUUGCCCUUCCAGUUUAGAGGACGACCACAGAGAAGAGCUGAAGAGUGUGAACACAACUCAAUCUGUCCACAGGGUCUCCUGUGUUGCCAUGGUGACAGAGAAGAUCACAUCCGUUCUGUCCUUCCAUGACACGAGCAUCCUGAACAAACUGCUGGUGUUUUAUCUCAUACUGGUGGUUCUUCUGCUGCUGUCGUCGGGGUACAUUGGUUUGAGGAUGGUGGCUCUGGAGGAACAGCUGAGCACUCUUGGAGCCCUGCCGGAGUUUACACGACAGAGAGAGUACAAUGAAACCUAACCUCUCAGCAGAAGAGACGUCAGAUAUUUCUGUGGAAGAAGAUGAAUGUGGCAUCUCAUGUGAAGAGCUGCUGAUGUUCCAGCUCGUUCUCUAUGAGACGUUACUGUGUGUAAACUGAUCCAGAAAUGAAUUAUGUGACGACUUUGUGCCAUUUGAAUGACUGUAAUUAGGAAUGAUUGGUUGUUUUUAGAUUUACUGUUAUUUAUAUGUAUCGUAUGCUAUAACUGAGAUUGGAUCUUUUGAAGGUUUAAACAUCUGUACAAGGUGACAGAAAACAGCUUCUGGUGUGAAUUUAAUGCUUUCUUUUCCAGCCUUUCAGUAAAUGAAUUUACACUGUAAAGUUAAGGGUCUUUCAUCAAGAAUGUUUUUACAACAACAUGUAUAGCAAUCAGUUGAAUUCUACUCAAUAUAGAACAAAAUCACGUUUCUUUUCGAUGUGAAUAUAGCUUCUAUUGCACUUGAGUCGUGUACUUCAGUGGGAAAGCAGAUCAUGAAAAUAUUUACAUAUUCUAAAAAUUGUAUAUUUAUUAAUGUAGAGAGAGAGAGAAUGAGAAAGGGCCCAAUGCUUUACUGUUCUUUGUAAAUGUAUCAAUUUAUAAUAAGACACAGCCGGCACCCAGCCCUGCCUCCAGUUUGGCACCCUGUCCGGUCUUGCCGGCACUCCGGCCGAACCUGCCCCGGUCAAGUCCCCCCGGACCCCGCGCUCUCGAGUGCCCCCCCGGAGUAUGACUCCCCCCCAGCCCCAAUCCCUUUGGACUUCCCCCUAUGGACUCUUUUGUUCCCCCACCCCUUUCCCAUGUUUGUUAUUUUUAUUGUGUCACCCCAACCCCUUUAUUGUUAUUUCAUGUUUACUUUUAUUAAUGUUUACUCUGUUUUCUUGGAUGUUGUCUGUUACCCAGUCUGUCUUGUCUCGAUAGUCUGCCCUUGGUGAACGCCUGGGGUUGUUCAUUAAGGGGGGGCUUCUGUCAUGGCAGAGCCUCUUGUUCUGUAUGGAGAGAAACGUAUUAAUAAUAAUAUGAGUUCUCUCUGGUCUCGUCUUUGGCCCCGCCCCUCUGGUUUCCUCGUUUAGCUCUCCAUCAGUGUUUCAUCCCCGACACCUGUCCCUUGUUAAUUAUCCUUUGUUAGUCUCCCUAUAUUAUGCCCUUGUGUCUCGUGUCCUGUGCUUGUUCGUACUGCUUGUUCCACCACUUGUUCCUGAUGGUUUGUUCCCAAAAGGAUACCUUGUCGAGUUCGUGUUCCCUGACCCGUGAGUUAGUUCAGUUAGUUAGUGUCUACCCUUGUCAUAUGUUGUCUUAGUCUAGUGUAUUUUAGUUAGUGUCUUGCCUGUGUUUAUACCCUCUUGCAUGUCGUUUUACCCCCUCGUGGGUUUUUGCCUUGUAUUUCUGUUUAAAUAAAUCCUUUUUGUUAACC